Molecule: messenger RNA, 978 nt
Organism: Pochonia chlamydosporia 170
Lineage: Eukaryota; Fungi; Ascomycota; Sordariomycetes; Hypocreales; Clavicipitaceae
Product: F-box-like domain-containing protein
Exons: 1
Coding region: 1-978 (325 amino acids)
Molecular function (GO): protein binding
Source: RefSeq, a predicted model, not a curated record
AUGGAUGCUAUUCCAUUAGUUCUCGCAACAGAGGAGUUGCUGGAGCUUAUUUUUCUCAACCUAGACAUACGUCCAAUUAUCACCAGUGUCCAAAAGGUUUGCAAGAAGUGGCACAGAACCAUUACGACCUCGGUCGCUCUACAACGACACCUGUACUUCCUACCAGCUCCGUUGCCAAGUCCAAGUCCGACUGAGAAAAUUCGUCGGGACCUGAAUCCCCUGCUUGGCGAGCUCUUUCAGCCUUGGUUUCAACAUGCCAAGGAUCCGGCGACGUUGUUUGACCAGAGCCUGCUCGACAAUUGGAGAGCGGGAAUGUCCACAGAUGACUUGAACAGCUUCGUACGAUCUCUUCUCGGGACGGACAAAUUCGACAAUGCAAGACGGCGGUUUAGUGGGACAGCUCUAUAUGCUUGCGGUGAAGACGCAGAUAGCCCGUGGCGAAGAGCCGGGGCGACGUGGAGGAACAUGCUUGUCGCGCAACCCCCCGUAACAAAAAUUGGCGUAUUUCAGCAUCCUAAUGAGGAUCUAGUAAGGUCUUGCGGCCUUAGAUGGGAAGUGAUUGGUGACGCUGCACAAAACUCCCCUGAUACAACGUCCAAGGGAAGCGCAACAACCAUGAUGUCUCCCUUUGGUCCGCGAAUGGGUGAGCUGUAUCACGAGAUUCUUCGACGAGUUCGCUGGAAGGAAGUUGCUGGCUUUGAGGUAUUCCACGGGGUGCAGGAGGUGACACGAGACGAGUUUCUAAGCCGCGUUGGAACCAUGGGGUAUGAUUCCUGUGGAGAGUGCGGUAGCAUGUAUGAUGCCGGCGCCGAGUUAGUUUUGGUAAUUUUUACAUCUAUGGACGGUAUGGAAGACGUUGAUGACAUGUUUCGCCUGCCGUUUUGGCGGAGAUGUUGUGGUUUCGACGAUCCUGGACUAGAGGCUGAGGAGAAGGAGCAGAGGGCCGCCUUUGACCAGUGGCCAUUUGGCCAGUUUUGA